This is a messenger RNA of Sinocyclocheilus grahami, 2078 nucleotides long. Its product is annotated as selenocysteine insertion sequence-binding protein 2-like. Bases 269 to 1009 code for a protein of 246 amino acids. Gene Ontology annotation, biological process: selenocysteine incorporation. The record is from RefSeq and is a predicted model, not a curated record. The transcript is spliced from 7 exons. Gene Ontology annotation, molecular function: ribonucleoprotein complex binding; selenocysteine insertion sequence binding; mRNA 3'-UTR binding. Gene Ontology annotation, cellular component: ribonucleoprotein complex; mitochondrion. NCBI's taxonomy places the organism in Eukaryota, Metazoa, Chordata, Actinopteri, Cypriniformes, Cyprinidae.
GGCGAAAAAACCAACACCACUCAAAAGAGUCAUUCUUCGGGAGAGAGAGGAAAGGAAACAAAACCGCCUGCUGGAGGAGAGAGACCCGGCCCAAGUGGCCACCGAGGCUGGAGAAAAGGAAACUAGUAAUAGUGAGAAUCCUUCUGAAACAAGCCACGCUGACCAUGACCAACAUCUUCACACAGAUGACAACCCUGAACUCGUUGGUACUAAGGAGUCAGAGAGUGGCCAGCCUGGUUCACCGUCUCAUCACAAGUUGGAUGACAGCAUGUCAGAAAAUGCAACACUAAAAUCCUGGAAUCCUAAUUCCAUUCCCAACCUUCCUAAAAUCCACAGCAGGAAGUUCAGAGACUACUGCAACCAAGUGCUUAGAAAAGAUGUAGAUGAAUGUGUGAGCAGCUUACUGAAGGAGCUGGUGAGGUUUCAGGAUCGUCUUUAUCAGAAAGACCCCAUGAAGGCCAGGAUGAAGCGCAGGCUGGUCAUGGGCCUACGAGAGGUGCUGAAACACCUCAAACUCAGGAAGGUCAAGUGUGUUAUCAUCUCGCCCAACUGUGAACGUAUUCAGUCCAAAGGCGGUCUAGACGAGGCUCUUCACACUAUUAUCGACACAUGCCGGGAUCAAGGCAUCCCGUUUGUGUUUGCCUUGUCAAGGAAGGCGCUGGGCCGCUGUGUUAAUAAAGCUGUGCCUGUUAGCUUGGUGGGCAUUUUUAACUAUGAUGGCGCACAGGACCAAUAUCACAAAAUGAUUGAGUUAUCGGCUGAGGCCAGGAAGGCCUAUGAGGUGAUGAUUGCAAAUCCGGAGGCUGAAUCACAGGAAGAACAGGAGGAGCAACGGGAGGUGGAGCCGUCAGGAGAACCUUCUGGAACUGAAGAGCCAGAGUACAUGAAAAUCUGGAAGAAAAUGCUUGAGAAAGAUUACAACCACCCUUUCCUAAAUUUUGAGGACCAGUUUUCAUCCAUUUCUAUUUGUUCAGAGCAGCUGCUAGAUGACCAUGAAGGAGGAAGUUGAUGGAAGUACAUCGACGAAUGAGACAAAAUGCCUGUUUUUGUUUGUUUUGCAGAGCUGAGGUCACGCUUCUGUGACACGGAAACGGAUCACUACAGAAUUUCCAACCCCGCGUGAGCCUUUAGCACCCUGUGAAAAAUGUCAGGAAUAGCUUGAAGUACCAAAUGUGCCUGUCUAGAGGAUUUUAUGAAAUAAUGUAAAGAGGCAACACAGGUGAAAAUAGAGAACAGCCCUUGACUAAAAAUAUUUUCUUAUAGAUAUCACAUACUUAGUUUGAUGUUUCCACAGUCCGAAUAGUGAAUAUUUUUGAAAAUAGCUAUUAUCCCUCUAUUUCUAUUCAAAUAAGUGUAAUAGUUUGAUAAAAUGACAGAAACAAUCUGAAUCAUUUAAUUUAUGUACAUGUUUACAUUUGUAAAUCAAAUGUAUUUUUCUUCUCCAGUUGGAUGCACAAUUUUACUGAUCAUGACCACUGUGUUUGCAGCCCACGUGUCGUCAUUAUCGGCAGGGUCUAGUUAAUUCUGAAGGCUCAUAAAGUGAAUGAUUGUUGUGACCAUGAGCUGUUUGUGGGAAUACAUCACUUACCUAAAUCCUAGACCUCACUUUUAAUUUAUAAUUCUCCUCUGGCUGUUCCUCAACACUAGCUAAACCAUUAAUACUGAGUGCUCGAGGUGCUUCUCCUUAAAAUUCUCAGUGUUAGUUUAGCUCUAUGCCUUUAUGCUGUUGACUGCAGUUAAUAGGGAAUGUGUGUUAUGCACUUGUGUAGUACUCAGUGGUCUAUGGCAUAUGUAGCAUAGAGCUAACAAUUCAAAACUUCACUUAGCAGUAACGAAUCAUUUUCACAUAUAAACCAUUUUACCUGCUUCUAUGUAUUUUCAGAAUGUUGACUUUGGGACCAAAAACAACUGUGAUUGUGAAGGUUUUGGAAUUUUCUCUAGUAUUUGCAAUAAAUGAUCUUAUUCUUGAAAGACCAUUAUAAAUGAAUAGAAAUCAGUAAUGAAUCUGCAGUGCUUAAAAGGGAUAGUUCACCAAAGUGAAAAUUCUGUCAUCAUUUACUGACCCUCCAGUUGUUCUU